CGAUCGCCUCGAGUGCCCCGACCCGGACAUACUCCACGCUAUGUCGCGUGAGCUAGAGGUCAUAUGACGUCAAGACAUCGCUCGCGUGAUUGCGACACGUUUGAUCGAGGUUGGCACGCUGUCGCAACUGAAUGAUGCUUGCAAGCCUUGAUCCCGGCCAUACCGACAUCAGCUCAAACAGACUGCUCUUUCUCUCCGUGCUCGAGACGAUGUAAUGCCGUCAUUCACGUAUUCGUCUCUUGGUGGCUGGACGGUUCUAUUAAGAUUGCGGGCAAGCCCUAACUUCGAAUACUUCUCCUCUUUUUUCACUCGGCAGAGAACCCUACUCGGCUGCCCCACCAACCUCGAAACGAGCUUUCCUGUACCAUCUCUCCACGAUAAUUACAGCGCGAAACCUUGUUUGCAGAGGAUCUCAAGAUUCGCGACUAAUAUAUGUUUGAGACUCACGAUGCUGGUAAGCCCUAUUGUCAGCCUUUCAGAACAGGCCGAGACCGGAAACACGCAACAACCCUACCCAUCCAGCGUCCCCAUUAGUUCAUGCUGCCUGAAUCCUCAACAAAUGACGCUAGACCUCGUGCCGAGCUGUUGAUCGGCAAAGAGCUCGAGCCGCGAACUUUUUUUGUGAGGAUUGUUGCUUGCGCCACCUGAGCGGGGUUCAUACUUGUUAGAAAGGUGCU
Aureobasidium pullulans EXF-150 is the source of this 677-nucleotide messenger RNA. RefSeq lists its product as uncharacterized. The record is from RefSeq and is a predicted model, not a curated record. Lineage: Eukaryota; Fungi; Ascomycota; Dothideomycetes; Dothideales; Saccotheciaceae. The transcript has a single exon. Bases 215 to 589 code for a protein of 124 amino acids.